Messenger RNA from Amoebophrya sp. A120, 2233 nucleotides. The record is from the annotation of a GenBank genome assembly. Lineage: Eukaryota; Dinophyceae; Syndiniales; Amoebophryaceae.
AUUGUACGCUCGGAAAGAUUUUAAAGUAGACACACUUUAAUAUCAAAACCAUGACGUCCAUGGAAGAUCCUUUGCUCAUCCACGUGCAGAGUUCCUUUCCCAGCACGACUGCCUCACCUUCCCCGCCGCACAAACAUCCACUCCAGAACCACCAGACCGCGACGGUGGCCCAGCACAAUGUCAUCAUCAACAAGAUAUCAAAUGUAAAAAUGUCUGGGUCUGGAAGAAUGCAACUUGUGAUGCUGCGUUUGGAUUCCAAAAAAAUCUGCAUUGCAUGAGUACCAAAGGAACUGCAAUUUUUGCUACACUGAGAAGGCAUUUGUCAUGCGGAUUACGCAUCAAGAAGCCCUCAAAAAAAUUGUAUUGCUAGGGUAUGCAUCACAGACAUCAUGGCUCAUGCAAAACGUGCAUGACAAGUGUCAGAAUCUUCCAGACCCAGACAUUUUUACAGUUGAUACAAGAUUGACUGGCAGGGAAAAAACUUGUUCCACAAGUCAAACUAGGCAUCGCAAAAGAAGUUAAAGUAUCGUGCUAGUAGUAACCAGCAUGAUCAUAUAAAUUUGCUCAGCAUGUAGACAGGUGCAAUUUGUCGUGCUAAAUUACGACCAAAGGAGCCAGAUUUGUCAUGCGAAGUUGCAAUUAGAAUUACUACGCGAUACUUUUAGGGUUGAUACAAGCAACAUCAGCAACACGGGGAUUUCUGGGUUUCACCCGCCGAAGAAACUGAAGGGGGACGAAUUGCUGCUGCGGAAUCUAUAUCCUGUGCAAAGGUAUUGUACUCGUAGUAAUUGCGUUUAUGCAUGACAAAUCUCUUUACUCUCAAGAUAAAUCAGCAUUACAAAUUUGAUUUGUAAUGCUGGGCUAAUGCAAUUUGUACUAGUACGAUGGGAUGCUUUUGCAUUGCAUAGUCUAGGUUUCUUAGAGCACGUCUCGGCCCAGUUCCUACAUUUCCUGGCAAAACGGUUUGUCACCGUGAAAGACGUGAAACCGGGAUCAGUCAUCUACUUCGAGGGCGAAGAAACCGGGCCGCAUGCGGGAAAUAGUACUUCAGGAGCUUGUUCAACAUCAUUUUCUGCCACGACGGGGGCAGCGCCGGAAAAUGUUGUAUCAAGUGCUGCUACCACCACGGCAAGCAGAGCCAGCGAGCCGUGUCUGUACCUCCUGAAAUCCGGCAUCAUUCGUCUCAUUUCCACCUACGAAGAGCAAGAGAUCGAGGUGACGAAGGAUGCUUUUUUCGGCGAGUUUGGCUUUCUCGGGUUAUUGGAAAAAAGAGUCAACACCGCCGUGGUGAUCGGGGAGAAGCCCGCGAGUCUGAAGUGCUUAAACCGCGACGCGUUUUUCAACUGCUUACUCCAUUUCCCGCGAGAUCUGGAAAAAAUUGCGCUGACCGUGCAAGGGAUUGUCAGUGGCGUGAAGCCGGUUAUCUUAUCGCGAGAAAAAGAUGUCUCAGUUUCAACGUGUAUUGCGCAACUUCCUUGAGAUAGUUUUUUGUCAUGCUCGGCAUGCAAGAAGAAGAAUCAAUAGAAAGUCGUCCUUCCUCCUGUGUGUUUUCCCUCGAUGUUGUGUCUAACGCAUCACAGGUUCUUUAUUUCCGUGUCAUGCUGAGACGAGAAUUCCAAUUUGCAUUCAUUGCUGAGUCAUCUCCAAGAGAUUUUUGUAUGAGAUUGAGACAGUUUUUUCAUGCGAUACACUUCGAACCAGAAUUAUGAUCAUCACGGGACGAGCACGUCAUUACUGGAUCAGAGAAAUGGUGGCAAUGGUGUGAUCGUGGGAAAUCAUGGCACGCAAAGCGGGCCCGGGGCCGCGAAUAGCAAGAGCAGUGGUAACCAAAUAAUCCUGAAACCCCCCUCCCCCCGAUCCUACACGACGAGUCGAGAUCCGUCCCAGCGGUUGAGCCCGAGCAGCUAUGACAGCACUUUUUCUCAAUUGCACCAGCAGUUCGGAGGUGGAAAUUUGAAUGGUAAAGAUGCAGCGUCGGCGACUUCACCAGGUCCUUUAUUCGGCUUUUCAUCGUCGUCUACAACUUCCGCGACCAGCUCAAAAGAUUUGGUUUCCACCUACCACGAGCAGUUGCGCCAGCAAUUGCACAACGGGCAAAACAAUGGAAUGAAUCAGAACUUUUCAUCCUCCCAAGCAGGAGCAUCGGGAGGACCAGCUCUUGGUGGUCAGAAUAAGAGUAGAAAAAAGCCGCAUAAUACGCACAUCAAGGCGGGAAUAAAUCAUGGAUAUGGGA